UAGAUUACUUAAAAGGAGUGUGUUUGGUUAGGGAAGACGUUGGCAUCAAUCGCCGGGAGAUCGGACGGCGAGGAUUUGAAGAAUGAUGUGCAGUCGAGGCCAUUGGAGACCUGCGGAAGAUGAGAAGCUUAGAGAACUCGUCGAACAGUUUGGCCCUCAUAAUUGGAACGCCAUAGCUCAGAAGCUCUCCGGUCGAUCUGGUAAGAGUUGUAGAUUGAGAUGGUUUAAUCAAUUGGAUCCUAGAAUUAACCGAAACCCUUUCACGGAGGAAGAAGAAGAAAGGCUUCUAGCCUCUCAUCGGAUCCAUGGCAACAGAUGGUCCGUGAUCGCUAGAUUUUUCCCCGGUCGAACCGAUAACGCAGUUAAAAACCAUUGGCACGUCAUCAUGGCACGUCGUGGCCGAGAACGGUCCAAGCUUCGUCCACGUGGCCUUGGCCAUGAUGCCACGGCGGCUGCUACUGGGAUGAUCAUGGGUAAUUAUAACGACUACGAUAAGGAGACAAGAUUAGCAACCACGACCGCUCUCAAUUUUCCUUAUCAAUUCUCUCAUAUUAAUCAUUUUCAAGUCCUCAAAGAGUUCUUGACCGGAAAGAUCGGGUUCCCCAAUAGUACUACUCCUAUAAAAGAAGAUGCAAUAGACCAAACUAAACGACCAGUGGAGUUCUACAAUUUUCUCCAAGUAAACACGGAUUCGAAGAAACCCGAAGUGAUAGACAAUUCAAGAAAAGACGAAGACGAAGAUUUCCAUGAAAACAACCGAAUUCGUAACGAGAACUGUGUUCCCUUUUUCGACUUUUUGUCUGUUGGAAACUCUGCCUCCCAGGGUUUAUGUUAAUUAGUCCGUACCACAUGUACUAUAAGGUGGAUCAUAUGUUAAUUAGAUUGUAGAAACUACUGAUCUGUUGUUAGAGCUCUUGUUUGAGCAAAAUGUGAAAAAAUAUGAUAGCCCAACAUUUCCUUGUAUACCAAAUCUAAGAUUGUACCUUUAUUAGGUCUAA
Capsella rubella is the source of this 998-nucleotide messenger RNA. RefSeq names its product transcription factor MYB52. Gene Ontology annotation, cellular component: nucleus. Gene Ontology annotation, molecular function: RNA polymerase II cis-regulatory region sequence-specific DNA binding; DNA-binding transcription factor activity, RNA polymerase II-specific. Gene Ontology annotation, biological process: regulation of DNA-templated transcription. Lineage: Eukaryota; Viridiplantae; Streptophyta; Magnoliopsida; Brassicales; Brassicaceae. The transcript is spliced from 4 exons. The record is from RefSeq and is a predicted model, not a curated record. Bases 83 to 835 code for a protein of 250 amino acids.